CUUCCGUGAAGCGGUUUAACGCGCUAAAACGAUUUUCCGGUUUGUAGGAGGGUAGCAGCAUGUCUUCCGACAGCACCAUGGCCAACGGUAACGGACGAGAGACCGUCCCGAACGGGGAACCGGUCCUUAAGCGGCGGCGGGAGAGCGACCCGCAGGAGCCCCGGAACAAAGUGACCGUCGUGCUCGGAGCGCAGUGGGGCGACGAGGGCAAAGGAAAAGUUGUGGACUUGCUCGCAAUGGAUGCGGACAUCGUGUGCAGGUGCCAGGGAGGCAACAAUGCAGGUCACACGGUGGUUGUGGACUCUGUGGAGUACGACUUCCACCUGCUGCCCAGUGGAGUGCUCAACAAGAAGGCCGUCUCCUUCAUCGGCAACGGGGUGGUGAUACACCUGCCAGGUCUGUUUGAUGAGGCUGAAAAGAACCUACAGAAAGGCAAAGGACUGCAAGGAUGGGAGGAGAGAUUAAAGAUUUCUGAUCGUGCCCACAUUGUGUUCAACUUCCAUCAAGCAGUCGAUGGAAUCCAGGAGCAGCAGCGCCAGCAACAAGAAGGGAAAAAUUUGGGAACCACUAAAAAGGGUAUCGGUCCUGCCUACUCCUCCAAAGCUGCCCGGAACGGUCUGCGAGUCUGUGACCUUGUCUCAGAUUUCAAGGUUUUUGAGGAAAAGUUCCGUAUGUUGGCAGACCACUUCCUAACCAUGUAUCCAAAGCUUAACGUUGACAUUGACGGGGAACUGAAGCAGCUGAAGGAUUACACAGAAAGACUGCGUCCCCUCGUGACUGACGGGGUGUACUUCAUGCACAAAGCUCUCAAUGGACCCAGCAAGAAAAUCCUGGUGGAGGGAGCCAAUGCUGCUCUCCUGGAUAUUGACUUUGGGACGUAUCCUUUCGUGACGUCUUCCAACUGCACUGUGGGAGGAGUGUGCACUGGUCUCGGCGUGCCUCCGUCAUACGUUGGCCGAGUGUAUGGUGUCGUCAAAGCGUACACCACCCGGGUGGGCGUUGGUGCUUUCCCCACAGAGCAGGAUAAUGAGACUGGGGACCUGUUACAGUCCAGAGGGAGAGAGAUUGGUGUGACGACGGGCAGAAGGAGACGCUGUGGUUGGCUGGACCUGAUUUUGGUCAGAUACGCCCACAUGGUCAAUGGCUUCUCUGCAAUUGCCCUGACGAAGCUGGACAUUUUGGACACGCUGCCGGAGAUUAAAGUGGGCGUGGCCUAUAAGGUUGAUGGAAAACCUCUGCCAAGUUUCCCAGCAAACAUGGACGUUUUGACGCGAGUGUCAGUGGAUUACCAGACGUUUCCCGGCUGGUGCUGCAGCACAGAGGACGCUCGGAGCUUCAAGGAUCUGCCGUCACAGGCACAAAAUUACAUUCAGUUCAUCGAGGACUUCCUGCAAGUGCCAGUGAAGUGGGUUGGAGUCGGCAAGUCCAGGGAGAGCAUGAUCAAACGGUUUUGAUCCGUCCGCGGACCUGAAGUCCUCCUCGACGACAGCUCAGAUAAUAAUUUCAGGUUUUGAUAGGAUUGACAGAGGAAUUUAAAAUGCAAACGCUUAUCCUAAAGGAAAAACUUCACCAGCAAGGCUAUUUGUGAAACGUUUAGUUGCUGCUUGUCCAUCACAUUUACAGUAAUUCUUAGAUGUCAUUUAUGCAUUCCACAUGUUGUUUUCUAUAUUUAUAAGAGCGUUCAUUUUUAAAACCUGGUGCAAAUGGAUCAACCUUUCCUUAUUCCAUUCCACAGUAAAGCACGGUUCAGUUCUGUAGCAUUUGAGGCUAAUUAACCUUAAUUGAUAUCUGUUUGUCCCAUAUAUGAAGAGCCAUGGAUUAACAGACGUAGAAGCAUUCAUUUUAAAGGGUGCCACAAUAAAGCAAAAGAUUAUUUUCAGGCUUUGUAAUGAAAUGGAUAAAUGAUUGAAAGCCAUCAUGCAAUCAGUAGAUUGUGAACUUUUUUUAUUUUACAAUUUUAAAAAACUUGAAAAACAUGAAUGCAUCUCAGUUGUUAAGUUUGUAGCUAUUUUCAUGAUUGUUGGAAUGAAUAAAGUGGUUUUUAAAUCAUCAUCAACAUAAAUCAACACUAAACAACUUGAGUUUGAAAAGAUAUUUUCUUCAUAAUAUUUGUGUAAAAGUAAAUAGAAAUCUCACGUCCACACAGAAACAUUGACUGGUGUUGUAGAAGUUUGUGUAAAUGUGAAAAAAAUGGCAAACGAGCAGUAUUGUAUUGAGUACAUUCCAUAUUUCCUACGCCAUUUCAUUCAUUUUGUCAAUAAUGUAAAAGACUCUUACUGUGUUUUACUCUUAUCAAUAAAAGGAAACUGUAACAUUUA
Dicentrarchus labrax (European seabass) is the source of this 2318-nucleotide messenger RNA. It is a transcript of the gene adss2l, whose product is annotated as adenylosuccinate synthase, like. Gene Ontology annotation, biological process: 'de novo' AMP biosynthetic process; IMP metabolic process. Gene Ontology annotation, cellular component: cytoplasm. The transcript is spliced from 13 exons. The record is from RefSeq and is a predicted model, not a curated record. Lineage: Eukaryota; Metazoa; Chordata; Actinopteri; Moronidae. Gene Ontology annotation, molecular function: adenylosuccinate synthase activity; GTP binding. The coding region runs from base 60 to 1454 and encodes 464 amino acids.